Molecule: messenger RNA, 1961 nt
Organism: Venturia canescens
Lineage: Eukaryota; Metazoa; Arthropoda; Insecta; Hymenoptera; Ichneumonidae
Gene: Pgk
Product: phosphoglycerate kinase
Exons: 5
Coding region: 188-1438 (416 amino acids)
Biological process (GO): gluconeogenesis; glycolytic process
Cellular component (GO): cytosol
Molecular function (GO): phosphoglycerate kinase activity; ATP binding; ADP binding
Source: RefSeq, a predicted model, not a curated record
CCUUCGACGCCCUUCGUUUGACAUUGUCACCUCGUUUCACCGAAUCGUUCGAUUCUCGGGAGCAAUACUUGUGAAAACGAGCAUAAGACACGACAGUGACAAUUUAUCAAAUCAACAAAUAUCCUCGACAAAUUCAUCGUACGUCAAUUUUCUUGUUAGAGAAAAAGGAUCGUAUUUCAGGGAAAAAAUGGCACUGAACAAACUCAGCAUCGACAAGGUCGACCUCGCCGGCAAAAGGGUCCUCAUACGCGUCGAUUUUAACGUUCCGAUGAAAGAAGGAAAAAUCACGAACACUCAGAGAAUCGUUGCUGCCUUGGACACAGUCAAGUAUGCUCUGGAGAAACAAGCCAAAUCCAUCGUCCUUAUGUCCCACUUGGGACGUCCGGACGGUUCGAAAAAUAUGAAAUACACCAUGAAACCUGUUGCGGAUGAACUCAAAACUCUACUGGGUAAAGAUAUCCAAUUUUUGGAUGACUGCGUUGGACCUGCAGUCGAAGCUGCUUGUGCCGAUCCUGCUCCUGGUACUAUCAUUCUUUUGGAAAACUUGAGAUUCCACGUCGAAGAGGAAGGCAAGGGUGUUGGUCCGGAUGGCAGCAAGAUCAAAGCUGACAAGGACAAAGUCACAGAAUUCCGUGCAUCGCUAAGGAAACUCGGUGAUGUCUACAUCAAUGAUGCAUUUGGCACAGCGCAUCGUGCACACAGUUCAAUGAUGGGUGACGGUUUUGAUAUAAGAGCGAGUGGCUUCCUGUUGAAGAAAGAGUUGGAUUACUUUGCCAAAGCUUUAAACAAUCCUGACAGGCCUGUCCUGGCAAUCCUCGGAGGUGCUAAAGUGGCUGACAAAAUUCAAUUGAUUAAUAAUUUGUUGGAUAAAGUCAACGAAAUGAUUAUCGGCGGUGGAAUGGCCUAUACUUUCCUCAAAGUCACCAAAGACAUGAAGAUUGGCAACUCCUUGUUCGACGAGGAAGGUGCCAAAAUUGUGAAGGAUCUGUUAGAAAAGGCAGCGAAGAACAACGUUCAGAUUCACCUUCCCGUUGAUUUCGUUACGGCUGAUAAAUUUGCGGAAAACGCUGCAGUUGGAAGUGCCGAUGUUGCUUCGGGCAUUCCUGAUGGGUGGAUGGGACUCGACGUUGGACCUAAGUCCAGCGAAUUGUUUGCUGAGCCGAUUAAACGAGCAAAAGUAAUCAUAUGGAACGGACCAGCGGGUGUUUUCGAGUUCGAUAAUUUCAGCAAGGGAACGAAGAGUUUAAUGGACGGUGUUGUAGAAGCUACGACACGUGGUGCGAUUACGAUUAUCGGAGGUGGUGACACGGCAACCUGUGCCGCGAAGUGGAAAACCGAGGAUAAAGUGAGCCACGUGAGCACGGGUGGCGGCGCAAGUUUAGAAUUGUUGGAAGGAAAAGUAUUGCCAGGUGUCGAUGCACUGUGUGCGUCUUCCUAAAUGUAAAUAAUCAUUAGAAAGUAAACAUACACGUACAUAAACGCGCAAAAAACCGUGACAAUAGAACAGAGUGAAAAAGUCGAAUGGUUUGAAUGACACGAGAAAAGACACUGCAGCAUAGUUUUUACCAUUCAUACAUUGAAAAUCAAUCGUGAUUUUUGUCCCCAAAGUACCAGAUUUCGGACUCGAUCAAGUGUCCUCGAGCUUGAAGAUGAUUAACAGUUUAAAAGUAUACGUAUAUUUUAUUGUUAUAUACAUACAAGAUAUACCUUCGGUGUUAACGAACUACGUCGUUUAAAAAGAAUAACAAAAGCAGCGCCUAGAAUGAGCGCCAGUAAAACCUUCAACAAUAAAUUAAUUACUCGUAUGUGCACGUAGAGAUUUUAUGCGUUGUGUUCCGUUCAGGGAAGUCGUUGAAAAUUAUAUAAAUAACAAGAUAACGUGUCAAAGAUAGAAAUUUGUGUCACGCGUAAAAAAAACAAUAUCGAUGUUGAUGAAAAGAAAAUGAUAAAUAUCGAAUGUU